AUGCAUUGCGACAGUGGAAUUCCCGAUCCAUUAGCACAGAGCAACAGACCACCAGAUCUUCCUGGUGGUCUGGACAGCAAAAGGUUUUCACAUCAAAGGGCCGCCCGCACUAACGGCUCUGUGCUCUCUCCCCGCGCAGCCAUCGUCGGAGCGGUGGCCGUGUACCUGGUGGUGGGCUACGGCGCGUCCCUGCUCUGCAACAUCAUCGGCUUCGGCUACCCCGCCUACAUCUCAAUCAAGGCCAUUGAAAGUCCCAACAAAGAUGAUGACACACAGUGGCUGACUUACUGGGUUGUGUAUGGUGUUUUCAGCAUAGCAGAAUUCUUCUCUGAUAUCUUUCUGUCCUGGUUCCCUUUCUACUACAUGCUAAAGUGUGGCUUCCUGUUGUGGUGUAUGGCUCCAAGCCCUUCUAAUGGGGCAGAGUUCCUCUAUCAUCGAAUUAUUCGGCCUUUCUUCCUGAAGCAUGAAGCUCAGCUCGACAGUGUUGUUAAAGACCUGAAAGACAAGGCUGCAGAGACUGCAGAUACCAUCACUAAAGAAGCCAAGAAAGCAACAGUGAACUUACUGGGUGAAGAAAAGAAGAGCACUUAAACUAUUAACUGGAUAAAGUUUCCCUACCACCUCCUUUAUGAAGCUUGAUGUUACUGGGAACUGUGGUAUAAUUUUAAUAAUAUUGCCUUGGAAACAUUUUGAUAUAUUAAAGGAAUGUGUUCUAAGUUUGCUUACUACUUUGCUGUGUCUGUAUAGAAAGUAAGAAUUUUUAUUUAAAAGCAAUGCAGUGGGCAGCAUCUGAAGCUUAACGAAAAUAUUUUAUUCACCUUCAUGCAGAAGAAAUCUUUCAGUAAUCUCUUUCUGCAGUAACAUAAAUAAAAAGUAUAUAUCCCACAGGCUCUGCACUUUAGUUGUCUCUUUGCGUACAUAAUUGCUCUUAACACUUUGACUGCAGUGUGUCUGGUAACAUGAAGCUAUUGUAUAAGGAAAAUACUAGUCUGAACGGAUCUUCUUGAAUAUACAGGGAAUUAUUGUGAGAUGGCAUAAUGGAUGUAUUCCCCACCAAUAAAGUUGUAAAUGAUGAAAUUACAUGUUCUAGGUGCCUGAUGACAGCGGUUUUUCACUGUUGCAUGUUUCAUCGUAACACAAUAUUUGGUACAGUGUGUGUAUUCUUAAAUGGAUAGAUACUAAAUAUAGGAAAGAGUAACUUCAUUCAAGUGAUCCAGCUUAUAUUAGCAUUAAGUAAUUUGCCAGAAAUGGAUGCACUAAAUUGCACAAGAUUAGCACAAGAUGACUAAAGUACAACUCCUUGCCUCUUCUUGCUAAAUAAAGUUGUCAUCUAGAAUUGCUAAUAGAGUGCCUUUUAAGAUCACACUCAAAAGCACAAACCACCUUUUGCUAAGAAGUGAUACCAUUACAAACACUUUUUCUUAAAGUCCUGUUGAAAUAUUAACUGUCUUGGGUGUCAGUCCCCAGAACUGCAUCAGUAAUGGGAUGGACUACCACCUCCCAUGAGCUUUUUCUGCUCAUAAAAAUCUGAAGUCUCUUCUGACUUUACUAAGAAAAACUUUGCAUGAGCACUGAAACUUCCUGAAUAGAGAUGCUGUUGUUGUUACUGGAUAUAUUCCUGACCAAUCAGUAAGAAUGCAACCAAAGUCGUUAAGAGAAUAAAGGCUUUUUUGCCAUCAAUGGAAAAGAAUUUUUUUUCUUAAGAUCUGAAUCUGUAUUCACUUUUUCACACUGCAGUAUUUUCAACAAAUUCAGCAUGAAUUACUGAAAUCUCCCUGUUCUCAUCUCCAUGCUGACGUUUCUUUAAAGCACAGAAAUGCUGUGACAGUUCUUAACUCAUAGAGCACGCAGAAGGUAAGCUUAAGCUUUUGAUAGGAUAAAAAGUGAUUUCUGGUCCACAUUCUUAAAAUCAGAAGAUUUAAUCUUAAAAUAGACUUUUGAAGACUUUUGCCUUUCUGCAACAAGUUGGUAUAUAAACAUUCACUGAAUUUUCAGAUGCAAGAACUGCAAAAGAAUGAAGCACACAGUGCAACUCGGCAGGUCAGUUUUAAAUUUGAGAGAGAGAUAUUGUAAGAAGAGAUGUAAAAGUGUCUUAAGAGAAAGCAUUUUAAGCUUUAAGCUGGAAAACACGGCCCUUAUGGCUGUCAACUUGGAUAGGGAAGUAUGAGACCCCCUGUGCAUCAUUUUCUGUAGGAUAGCAUGCAGUUUGUCAUUUGAAGGAAAAAAUGUAAAAUAUCACAGCUAAUCAUUCCAUGACAACUUCUUGUUAUGAGUGGAUGUGCUGAAGAGGAUAAAGUUUACAGCAAAGAUGUAGAUGUAAGCGAGUAAAAAGUUUUAAGUCACUCGCCAUUUAAGUGGUUUAAUUUCUUGUCGUAUCUUCCUCUGUCUUAAACCCACUGAACUUUUCUGUAAGCCAUACGAAAUCCUAGUGCUGUGUUUUAAACAAUCCCAACUGUGCAUAUAGCAGUCAUGUGGCCAGUGGAAUUUAGUUUCACCUUUUGAAA
Messenger RNA from Aptenodytes forsteri (emperor penguin), 2504 nucleotides. RefSeq names its product receptor accessory protein 5 (gene REEP5). Bases 1 to 591 code for a protein of 196 amino acids. The record is from RefSeq and is a predicted model, not a curated record. NCBI's taxonomy places the organism in Eukaryota, Metazoa, Chordata, Aves, Sphenisciformes, Spheniscidae. The transcript is spliced from 5 exons.